AUGGAAUUGGAGGAGAAUAGUAUAGAAAUAGACAAGAAAGGGGAAAUGAAAUUGAGACAACCACUUCUUGUGAAGAACAGGAGAAACCACACCUCUCAGCAUGCCAUUGUUGGUGCCAAUAUCUGCCCCAUUGAAAGCCUGGACUAUGAAAUCAUCGAGAAUGAUCUUUUUAAGCAGGACUGGAGGUCUAGAACGAGGGUUGAGAUCCUUCAGUAUGUUUCCCUCAAAUGGACACUUGUGCUCCUUAUUGGGCUAAGCACUGGGUUAGUUGGGUUUUUCAAUAACCUAGCUGUAGAGAACAUAGCUGGUUUCAAACUUUUUCUUACCAACAACCUCAUGCUUCAGGAAAAGUAUUAUCGGGCAUUUGCAGCAUUCGCUUGUUGUAACAUGGUCUUGGCUGCUGUUGCUGCUGCUCUUUGUGCCUAUAUUUCCCCUGCAGCAGCAGGCUCUGGCAUACCUGAGGUUAAAGCAUAUCUCAAUGGUGUAGAUGCUCAUUCUAUAUUGGCUCCAAGUACUCUCUUUGUAAAGAUUUUUGGUUCUGUAUUUGGAGUAGCUGCUGGGUUUGUAGUGGGUAAGGAAGGACCUAUGGUACACACUGGGGCUUGCAUAGCCUCUUUGUUUGGACAGGGUGGCUCUCGCAAGUAUCAUUUGACCUGGAAAUGUCUUAGGUACUUCAAAAAUGACCGGGACCGACGGGAUCUGAUUACCUGUGGUGCUGCGGCUGGUGUUGCAGCUGCCUUCCGUGCUCCAGUUGGCGGUGUCCUUUUUGCACUAGAAGAAGCAGCUUCAUGGUGGAGGAGUGCUCUUCUCUGGAGGACAUUUUUCACAACAGCUGUUGUAGCAGUAUUGCUAAGAGGUUUCAUAGAAUUUUGCAAGGGUGGUAAAUGUGGACUAUUUGGCGAAGGAGGCCUUAUCAUGUUUGAUGUCAGUUCAGCAAAGGUGGCCUAUAGCAGUACUGAUCUUCUGGCAGUCAUAUCUGUAGGAGCCAUUGGAGGCAUUUUGGGAAGCCUUUACAAUUUCCUUGUGGACAAAGUCCUUCGAACGUAUAGCAUCAUAAAUAAGAGAGGUCCUUCAUGUAAAAUUUUGCUCGCCGUUACCAUUUCCCUUUUGACUUCUUGUUGCUCUUACGGCCUCCCAUGGCUUUCACCGUGCAUUCCUUGUCCCCGUCGCCUGGAGGACCACUGCCCCACCACAGGUCGCUCUGGAAACUACAAGAAUUUCCAGUGUCCACCUAAGCACUACAAUGGCCUGGCCUCACUCUUUUUCAGUACCAAUGAUGAUGCUAUCCGCAACCUUUUAAGCUCUAGCUCUGAUGGGGAGUUCCACCUCUCCACUCUGUUCGGUUUCUUUGUUGCGGUGUACUGCCUGGGCAUUGUCACUUAUGGUAUUGCUGUUCCCUCUGGUCUCUUCAUCCCUGUUAUACUUGCUGGGUCCUCCUAUGGGCGCCUUGUCGGGACUCUCCUUGGUUCUCACUGUGAACUUGAUGCGGGUCUCUUUUCCCUCCUUGGAGCCGCCUCCUUCCUUGGUGGCACCAUGAGAACGACUGUUUCUCUCUGUGUCAUACUUCUUGAGCUUACUAAUAAUCUUCUGAUGCUUCCACUAAUGAUGUUAGUUCUCCUAAUUUCGAAAAGUGUGGCUGAUUGUUUCAACAAAGGUGUCUAUGACCAAAUUGUGAAGAUGAAGGGAUUGCCUUAUAUGGAGGCGCAUUCAGAACCAUACAUGAGACACUUGGUUGCAAGUGAUGUUCUCUCCGGUCCCUUGGUUUCAUUUUCUGGGGUGGAGAAAGUGGGGAAUAUACUGCAUGCACUUAAAACAAGAGCGCAUAAUGGGUUCCCUGUGAUUGAUGAGCCACCUUUCUCAAAUGCUGCAGAGCUGUGUGGGCUGGUUUUGAGAUCUCAUUUACUUGUGUUGCUUAAAGAAAAGAAAUUUACAAAACUCAGGGUGUUGAUGGGAUCAGCAGAUCUUAUGGAUAGAUUCAAAGCACAUGAUUUUGGAAAGGCGGGAUUAGGCAAGGGGGUUAGGCUGGAGGAUUUGGACAUUGAGGAGGAAGAGAUGGAGAUGUAUAUUGAUCUCCAUCCCAUUACUAAUACCUCCCCAUACACUGUAGUUGAAACAAUGUCCCUAGCUAAAGCUGCCAUUUUCUUUCGGGAACUUGGCCUAAGGCACUUGCUGGUGGUGCCCAAGACACCAGGGAAGCCUCCGGUUGUUGGAAUCUUGACAAGGCACGACUUCAUGGCAGAGCACAUAUUGGGACUCUACCCGCACUUCAAUCCUCACGAUUAUGAAUACUCCUUCAAACCAAGUUCAAUUGAGACUAGAGGCAUCUUGAAGUUUCAAAACUGUGGGUGGUCCUUGAGAGUUCUGAGCACUUCAGUCAUCAUCUUCGGGGCGGCUCAGUGGUUUCAAGACGUGUGUUAUCCUUCCUCAAGGGUCACUCUGGAGCUUGCUGUGUUCUCUAAUUUGGGUUCUUCCGCAACCUUACUAAAUUGUCAAACUCAACAAGUAACCCUGUCCAGAUGCGUGCAGUACAUAUUUAUUUGA
This is a messenger RNA of Prunus armeniaca (apricot), 2541 nucleotides long. The record is from the annotation of a GenBank genome assembly. NCBI's taxonomy places the organism in Eukaryota, Viridiplantae, Streptophyta, Magnoliopsida, Rosales, Rosaceae.